AUGAGCAACCGCACAGUGCAAGUUCCGGAUAAGCUUUCUUCCCCUCUUUGGCGCCUUCCCGACUUCGCCUGGACGAACGACAACUUUGCACUCCUUUACAAGCCUCAAAGACCUACGAGAAUCCUACCCGCGGGCCAAUUGUUGCUUCUAGAUGAUACAUUUCCAGCCCUGCAGCUGCUAAGCUCCGCGGCGCUGGUGAACAGGUCAAACGAAAACAAAUACGCGAACCAUGCAGAGACGUCAUUGGCAAUCUUGUCAUCCGAGAUUAGUUUCGGUACUUGCUCACUUGCCGCCUUCUCGUCUGCAUCAGGCUCAUGCCUGCCCAAGCCCAGGCAAAGCGUCGUUCCGCACCCCAACCGGAAGAGAAGCCUGCUAAACGAACACGAGUCUCAAGAGCAUGUGACCAAUGUCGUGUCGCCCGUGAGAAGUGCGAUGGAGUACAACCAACCUGCUCGACCUGCUCAGGGACGUCAAGAGAAUGCUCGUACACAGCCAACCCCAAAAAAAGAGGGAUUCAGCCUGGUUACAUUCGCACCCUUGAGUUAG
This is a messenger RNA of Alternaria atra, 546 nucleotides long. RefSeq lists its product as uncharacterized. The transcript has 2 exons. Bases 1 to 546 code for a protein of 181 amino acids. NCBI's taxonomy places the organism in Eukaryota, Fungi, Ascomycota, Dothideomycetes, Pleosporales, Pleosporaceae. The record is from RefSeq and is a predicted model, not a curated record.